Messenger RNA from Oreochromis aureus, 5233 nucleotides. Its product is annotated as mucin-2-like. Lineage: Eukaryota; Metazoa; Chordata; Actinopteri; Cichliformes; Cichlidae. The coding region runs from base 118 to 4359 and encodes 1413 amino acids. The transcript is spliced from 12 exons. The record is from RefSeq and is a predicted model, not a curated record. Gene Ontology annotation, biological process: cell-cell junction assembly.
AAACUGCCUGUGAAGGGCAACUGAAUUCUAACCGUACAAAGAUUUUGAGAACUAAGGACUUGAUCCUCCUGACCUUCAUUGGACAUCUUUUCUGUGUUUAAGAUAAAUUUUUUUCCAAUGGCUCAAAAAUUCAUUCGCCUGUCUAUCUUUUGGAUACUUGUAGCCCUUUUGGCGACUUCAACAAGAGCACAAAGCUCUGCCCUGCCAACAGCAGAGACAACUCUUCCAUCAACAGAGUACCCGACUACUUCACCAAAUCCUACUGCAACAACAGAGGACCUGGCUACUUCACCAAAUCCUACUGCAACAACAGAGGACCUGGCUACUUCACCAAAUCCUACUGCAACAACAGAGGAUCUGGCUACUUCACCAAAUCCUACUGCAACAACAGAGGACCUGGCUACUUCACCAAAUCCUACUGCAACAACAGAGGACCACGCUACUUCACCAAAUCCUACUGCAACAACAGAGGAUCUGGCUACUUCACCAAAUCCUACUGCAACAACAGAGGACCUGGCUACUUCACCAAAUCCUACUGCAACAACAGAGGACCUGGCUACUUCACCAAAUCCUACUGCAACAACAGAGGACCUGGCUACUUCACCAAAUCCUACUGCAACAACAGAGGAUCUGGCUACUUCACCAAAUCCUACUGCAACAACAGAGGACCUGGCUACUUCACCAAAUCCUACUGCAACAACAGAGGACCUGGCUACUUCACCAAAUCCUACUGCAACAACAGAGGACCUGGCUACUUCACCAAAUCCUACUGCAACAACAGAGGAUCACGCUACUUCACCAAAUCCUACUGCAACAACAGAGGACCUGGCUACUUCACCAAAUCCUACUGAAACAACAGAAAACCAGGCUACUUCACCAAAUCCUACUGCAACAACAGAGGACCAGGCUACUUCACCAAAUCCUACUGCAACAACAGAGGACCACGCUACUUCACCAAAUCCUACUGCAACAACAGAGGACCUGGCUACUUCACCAAAUCCUACUGCAACAACAGAGGACCUGGCUACUUCACCAAAUCCUACUGCAACAACAGAGGAUCUGGCUACUUCACCAAAUCCUACUGCAACAACAGAGGAUCUGGCUACUUCACCAAAUCCUACUGCAACAACAGAGGACCUGGCUACUUCACCAAAUCCUACUGCAACAACAGAGGAUCUGGCUACUUCACCAAAUCCUACUGCAACAACAGAGGACCAGGCUACUUCACCAAAUCCUACUGCAACAACAGAGGACCAGGCUACUUCACCAAAUCCUACUGAAACAACAGAGGACCUGGCUACUUCACCAAAUCCUACUGCAACAACAGAGGACCAGGCUACUUCACCAAAUCCUACUGCAACAACAGAGGACCACGCUACUUCACCAAAUCCUACUGCAACAACAGAGGAUCUGGCUACUUCACCAAAUCCUACUGCAACAACAGAGGACCUGGCUACUUCACCAAAUCCUACUGCAACAACAGAGGACCUGACUACUUCACCAAAUCCUACUGCAACAACAGAGGACCACGCUACUUCACCAAAUCCUACUGCAACAACAGAGGACCACGCUACUUCACCAAAUCCUACUGCAACAACAGAGGACCACGCUACUUCACCAAAUCCUACUGCAACAACAGAGGACCUGGCUACUUCACCAAAUCCUACUGCAACAACAGAGGAUCUGGCUACUUCACCAAAUCCUACUGCAACAACAGAGGACCUGACUACUUCACCAAAUCCUACUGCAACAACAGAGGACCACGCUACUUCACCAAAUCCUACUGCAACAACAGAGGAUCUGGCUACUUCACCAAAUCCUACUGCAACAACAGAGGACCAGACUAGUUCACCAAAUCCUACUGCAACAACAGAGGACCACGCUACUUCACCAAAUCCUACUGCAACAACAGAGGACCACGCUACUUCACCAAAUCCUACUGCAACAACAGAGGACCACGCUACUUCACCAAAUCCUACUGCAACAACAGAAAACCAGGCUACUUCACCAAAUCCUACUGCAACAACAGAAGACCACGCUACUUCACCAAAUCCUACUGCAACAACAAUAGACCAGGCUACUUCACCAAAUCCUACUGCAACAACAGAGGACCACGCUACUUCACCAAAUCCUACUGCAACAACAGAGGACCACGCUACUUCACCAAAUCCUACUGCAACAACAGAGGACCACGCUACUUCACCAAAUCCUACUGCAACAACAGAGGACCGGGCUACUUCACCAAAUCCUACUGCAACAACAGAAGACCAUGCUACUUCACCAAAUCCUACUGCAACAACAGAGGAUCACGCUACUUCACCAAAUCCUACUGCAACAACAGAGGACCAGGCUACUUCACCAAAUCCUACUGCAACAACAGAGGACCAGGCUACUUCACCAAAUCCUACUGCAACAACAGAGGACCUGACUACUUCACCAAAUCCUACUGAAACAACAAUAGACCAGGCUACUUCACCAAAUCCUACUGCAACAACAGAGGACCAUGCUACUUCACCAAAUCCUACUGCAACAACAGAAGACCAUGCUACUUCACCAAAUCCUACUGCAACAACAGAGGAUCACGCUACUUCACCAAAUCCUACUGCAACAACAGAGGACCAGGCUACUUCACCAAAUCCUACUGCAACAACAGAGGACCAGACUAGUUCACCAAAUCCUACUGCAACAACAGAGGACCACGCUACUUCACCAAAUCCUACUGCAACAACAGAGGACCAGACUAGUUCACCAAAUCCUACUGCAACAACAGAGGACCAGACUAGUUCACCAAAUCCUACUGCAACAACAGAGGACCAGGCUACUUCACCAAAUCCUACUGCAACAACAGAGGACCACGCUACUUCACCAAAUCCUACUGCAACAACAGAGGACCGGGCUACUUCACCAAAUCCUACUGCAACAACAGAGGACCAGGCUACUUCACCAAAUCCUACUGCAACAACAGAGGACCACGCUACUUCACCAAAUCCUACUGCAACAACAGAGGACCGGGCUACUUCACCAAAUCCUACUGCAACAACAGAGGACCAGGCUACUUCACCAAAUCCUACCUCAACAACAGAAGACCAGGCUACUUCACCAAAUCCUACUGCAACAACAGAGGACCACGCUACUUCAGUUAAUCCAUCUAGUUCAAUAACAGCGGAUUCAACUACUCUAGCAACAGCAGCCCCAACUACUCCUAAAACACCAGUUCCAAGUACUUCGGCCCCUCCAGGUCCCUGUGAUUCAAAUCCAUGUGGUGUUGGAAGCAAAUGUGAACCCCGUGCCGACCACACAUUUGUAUGUAUGUGCCUGGCUGGUGAUUUUUACAAUAAUAUCACCCAGAGAUGUGAAAAUGCCAAAGUUUUCCCUGGACAACUUAAAUUCUCUGAUAAAACAUAUGAGGAAAGCAUGAAUGACUCCAAAUCAGACACAUUUAAAAAAACUGCAGAUGACAUUAUUGCUAAACUGAAAAUUGUCUAUGGAGGUGAUCCCACUUACUCUGGAUCUGUAGUGCUGAAACUCCUGCCAAGCACCACUCGUGUGUCAAGGGCAGCCCCAGGGAUCAUUGCAGUAGUACAGAUCAUCUUCAAAGCCAGUUCUCAAAUAAAAGAAGAUGACGUUAUAAACGAAUUAAACAACAAUAUUUGUGAGAACUGUGUGCUGAGUGGGGCAUCCUUUGAGAGAACAGACCUGUGUGCUGAAAACCCUUGUGAUGCAAAAACUUCAAAAUGCACAUCACAGGAUGGAUCUUACAACUGUACCUGUUUGGAAAAACAUUUUCAAACAGACUUCAGCGACAGAAUGUGCACUGCUUGUCCCAGUGGGUCCAGAUUUAAGGAUAAUACAUGUGUGAAAUGUUCAUUUGGUUAUUCUGGUUUGGAGUGCAGUGAAAACUGGCAGCUCAUUCUGGUAAUUGUGGGCUCUGUUCUUGGGGGACUGCUGCUCAUAGUCUUCAUUCUUCUACCAAUAACUGCUACCAUAUCCUCAAAGAAAAUCUCCAAAACCGGCAAAGAUGGAGAUAUGAAAAACCCAUACAUGAACCAGGUUUUUAAAGGGUUCAGUAACCUGCCAAUUCUUUCCAAUGGCGCGCCCAAACUCCCACGAGCCACCAACUCCACCACCACCAACAGCAUAACCAACCUGGAGAUGACUUCAAACAGUCGACAAAGCCCUUUGUUUGUGGAUAACAGCUCGGUGUUAUACAGUGACCAAAAUAACACAAACCCAUACACUCAGGCUCGACCUCAGAACAACCCCUACGCUGUGAAUCGACCCCAGAUCAAACCACACGCUCAGAGCCGAGGCUACGAUAACCCUUACUACCAGUACGACAGUGAAAGCGACUUCUGUUAGUAAAAACUCACACAGAGUUGACCAUACAAUGGCAAUGACUUGUUUUUGUUCUGUUUUUUUUGGAAUUGUAUUCCAGUUACUGCACACAAGGAAUCUUAAUGAGCGAUCAGGCUUUUCACCAUUUUUUACAGGAAUUGUUUCCUGUGCAUAAACUGUUCUUGACUAUAUCACAUGGAAUUUGAAAAAGUAUUAAUUGCUUUUCCUUUGUUGUUUGGUUUUUUUCCCUGAAAAAUGACUUGUGAAUUAUUUAUUGGACAUGAACCAGAAACCUGGAGAUCCAUCUUAAACUGAUGAGAAGCCGCUUGAUGUUGCUUUCUUUUCCCAAUAAUGCUUCACUUGUUCACUUGACUAUGUUUGAUUCUUGUAAUUAGUGACAACUUGAUAUUUAACUAGUUUUUGUAUUUGUUUAGGGCUCAUUCUAAGCAAGCAAAGACACAGCAAUUUGUGGCUACAAGGUAUUCCAUAUCACUUAAAACAAUUAAUAAAAACACUAUUCCAUUUAUAUUAUUAAGUCACUGUUAAUCCUUCAUAAAGGUCCUUAAAACGUCUUACUACUUAUUGGAUGUUAGAUUCGCCUGUAUAUUUUAUUAUAAUUUGUAAAAAACAAAAAGGCUAAGUACUUGUUGACUCUUUAAUGCUUCAAACAGUUUGAUAAGUAUCUAUUUGUUUUAUUUCUGGCCUUCAUUACUGAAACAUUGUUUUAUUCAACAUAAUAUUAUUAUUUGAAUGUCUUUGAUCACUUUAAUUUUGCAUCACUUUUUGUCACUUGUAUAUUUAUUAUAGUAUGAUAUUUAUUUCAUGGUUAAUUCAUGUUUAUAUUAUAUAGUAGUUAAAUACACAAAACCCCACUUUGAAAUAAAGAGCUUCUAAAUAC